Molecule: messenger RNA, 3241 nt
Organism: Oryzias melastigma (Indian medaka)
Lineage: Eukaryota; Metazoa; Chordata; Actinopteri; Beloniformes; Adrianichthyidae
Product: zinc finger protein 583
Exons: 4
Coding region: 224-1984 (586 amino acids)
Biological process (GO): regulation of transcription by RNA polymerase II
Cellular component (GO): nucleus
Molecular function (GO): RNA polymerase II cis-regulatory region sequence-specific DNA binding; DNA-binding transcription factor activity, RNA polymerase II-specific
Source: RefSeq, a predicted model, not a curated record
AUCUUUUCCGGUUUGGUUACGGCGCUUUGUUUAGGAAUGGUUAGUUCAUGCAGAGGUGAAGACCAACAUAUUUUGUUGAAAAGAAAAAUCUUCAGAAGGUGGACAGAUCAAUGGAAAUAUUCAUAAAGCAUUAGUCAAACUAAAGAGUCGGUAUGUAUUUUUGUUAAAGUCAAGAACAGCUACGAAUGAAAAAAAGACGAAUUCCAACACAUUAGUCAAAUCAAUGGAGUACAGGAUGAAAGGCAGUUCUAACCAGCAAAAAGUAUCCACUCUGGACCAAGCAGAACCAGAACCUACACAAUUCAAAGAGGAACCAGAUGAACUCUGCAUUAAUCAGGCGGAAGAGUCACUUUUGCUGAAUCAGGAUGCUGAUGUACAUGUGGAAUUAAAGUCUGAAUAUGAAGAAAAUUUUGGAGAUUGUAAAAAGAUGAUGUUUCAGUUCAAGGAACUGUCACAUUAUCAUCAGAGGAUUAGAAAUGCUGAGACAGAGUUACACAAAACAGACGUUCAACAGCAACAUCUCUGUGAGGAUGAGGAUGAAUGGCACCUCCAUAAACAGGAGCUACACACCAUUCUGGACCAAGCAGAAUCAGAACCUCCUCAGAUCAAAGAGGAGCCAGAAGAACUGUGCAGUGACCAGGAGAGAGAGCAGCUGCUUCUGAAUCAGGGGGCUGAUGUGAAAGUCGAGUUCAAGUCUGAUUUGUUGGAUCAUCAGCAUCAACCGAGGAACAUCAUCAUGAUUCCUAUAAUAAAGCUUGAAAGAAUAGAUCUAUCAGAGAAACACAUUUAUAAGGAGACUGAAGAUGAGCAGCUUCACAGGAAGGAGGAGAGGAGUUCCAGUCUGGAUGAAGAGGAACCAGAGAUUAAAGAGGAGUGGGAGGAGGUUUACAUCACUGAAGAAGAUGAGCAUGAACUGAAGCAGGAGACUGAUGAUUUUAUGGUCACUGAGCAUGAUCAGGAAAGGAUGGAUUCUGAACCAGAACCAAGUGAGAGUCCAGUUCUGGAAGAAAACACUCAAAUCAGAAACAAUGAUGCUGUGACUGUCCAGCUGGACUCUCCUUCAUAUUCUCAUCUGAAGCAGAGCCCACCUGUCAUAUAUCAGUCAUUUUCCUGUGACACAUGUGGAAACAUUUUUACUCAAAGUAGUGAUUCGGUAGACACAUCUGAAAGCAAUUAUUAUUGUAAAGUUUGUGAAAAAAGUAACACUCAAAGUGCUACCUCAAAAGCCCAUAUGAAAACCCCUACAGGUAAGAAAGCUUUUUCUUGUAAAGUAUGUAAAAAAAAUUUCACUCAAAGAAAAAAUGUAAAACUUCACAUGAGAAUACACACAGGUGAAAGGCCGUAUUCGUGUAAAAUCUGUGAAAAAAGUUUUACUCAAAAUUCUUCCUUAAAUGUCCACAUGAGAAUUCACACAGGUGAAAGGCCUUUCACGUGUAAAGUGUGUGAAAAAGGUUUUACCAAAGGUAGUGACUUAAAAACCCACACUAGAACUCACACAGGUGAGAGGCCUUUUUCAUGUGACAUUUGUAAGAAAGGAUUUAUCCAUUCAGGUGGAUUGACCUUACAUAUGAGGACUCACACAGGUGAAAGGCCUUUUACGUGUAAACUCUGUGAAAAAGGUUUCAUGCAAAGUAGUGCCUUAAAGGCCCACAUGAGGACUCACACAGGUGAAAGGCCUUACACUUGUGAGGUAUGUGAAAAAACCUUUUCUCAAAGUACUAAAUUAAAAGCACAUAUAAGAACUCACACAGCUGAGAAGCUUUUUCCAUGUGAAAUUUGUAAAAAAGUUUUUGUCUCUGCCAGAAAUUUGGCCUAUCACAUGAGAACUCACACAGGUGAAAGGCCUUAUUCUUGUAAAUUGUGUCAAAAAUGUUUUACACGAAGUAGUUCUUUAUGUGCGCACAUGAGAACUCACACGGGUGAAAGGCCAUGUCAAAUAAGCCAAAACGCUUCUGUCACACUAAUUGUUUUGCCAACUUCAUGAACACCCACACAGGUGAAAGGCAUCAGUCUUUUUUUCAUGCUCUUCCUUAACUGUCCUCAUGAGAAAUUGCACCAAUGGGAAGAUUCUUCGUUUGUAUCUUUACCGCUAACGCAACAUUUCACAAAUUCUGAGAAAGCAUUGUUUUACACCAAAAAAGAAAAUAAUUUUCCUCAAUUUUUAGAAUGUUCCAAAUAAAGUAAAUACGAUUACUUUCUAUGCAGGAUUCACAAAUAUGGGAGAUAGAUUUCUCACAGAUUUUUAGUAAUAGAACAGUUUCAUUGAAUUGUGAGAUUUUGCCUAAGAGUAUGACAUAUGUUUGCAAGUACAAAAGUACUUUCCUUUCUUGAAAUAUUUAAAAAUACGUCAUCAAACAUAGCUGUGCUUAACUACUGACAAUGAUUUAAAGUUUCCCUCCAACAAUAUAUUUUUUCUAUUUAAAAAAAUUCCUAGUGGUCUUUUUUAUUAUGAUUAUGCCAUUUUUAACCAAAAUCAAAAAGUUUUAAAGACAUAUUUUCUGAGUUGUAGGUGGGAUCGUUUCUCCCGCUAGCUUCUGGCACCUCACUAAGCUAACAUUAACAGCAAAAAAGAAAUGGUGAUCACAAUCAGAGCUAUCCAACUAUACAGUUUUGAGCCAGAUGGCAACUCUGAUGAGAAAAAUGAAGAUGGAAAUUGAUCUAUUUGUCUGCAAGUGGAUGCUUAAGAACUUUGACUCACCCUUGGCAUGUGCUGCCUCACAAACUUGAGCUUAUCUAAACUGCAGGCUUUCAUCUGUUCCUGAUCCAUCAUGAUUUUAAUAAAGAAAUACUCAGAAAAACAGGUUUAAUCUUGAAUUGUUUCAAACAAAGUUUAUACAAAGUUACUGUCAUAUUGUAUUGUUUAGAUUUAUAUAGUGUGAAUUAUUUAAGUUACUGGAAAAAAGACAAAGAAGUAGACUUAAAUAAGCAUUUGCCUUUGCCUAUCCCCUUGUCAAACAUGUAUUUAUUGAAUUCAGUUUGUGACAUUUAUCUUAUGAAAGGUGAUUGCAUUGAUUUUUUUCUAAGUCUGUUUUGUAAUGUUUAUAUGUUUGAAAAUAAAUCAAAAAUCAAAUCAAAUAUAUGCCCCCCAUCAUGAGAAAAAUGCUACAAUUUCAUGGAAGUGGGUCUUGAAAUGUGUUUGGACUUUAAUUAAAUGUAUAAAUCUUUAAUAAUUAAAUAUAAAUUAUGGUGGUCUGUUUAAGUUCAUAGCAGAUAUGAAAAUAAAGCACAAUGAUCUCAAGUA